This is a messenger RNA of Aspergillus puulaauensis, 888 nucleotides long. Its product is annotated as putative alpha/beta hydrolase. NCBI's taxonomy places the organism in Eukaryota, Fungi, Ascomycota, Eurotiomycetes, Eurotiales, Aspergillaceae. Bases 1 to 888 code for a protein of 295 amino acids. The transcript is spliced from 6 exons. The record is from RefSeq and is a predicted model, not a curated record. Gene Ontology annotation, cellular component: mitochondrion.
AUGCUGUUCUCACCACGGGUAGCCCUGAGGGGUGUUUCCAGGAUUCGGACAUUCUCAACCACCAACAGACUCCUCCGAUCCGACCUCUCUUUCCAGGUCUUCGGACCGGAAAAGGACAAACCAACCCGAAGUCCAAUUGUCUUCCUGCACGGCCUUUUCGGCUCGAAGCAGAAUAACAGGAGCAUUAGCCGGGCCUUGGCACGUGAUCUGAAGCGUGAGGUGUAUAUAGUGGACCUCCGAAACCAUGGGAACUCAUUCCAUGAUCCAGAGCAUAACUACCCUGUUAUGGCUGAUGAUGUGGCCGAGUUCAUCCAUGAAAACGACUUGAGCAAGUGUGUCCUCAUCGGUCAUUCAAUGGGCGCCAAAGCCGCCAUGACUGUUGCUCUCAACGCCCCCGAGCUUGUCUCGGCUCUUAUCCCGGUUGACAACGCCCCGGUGAAUUCUCCCCUGCGGACCGACUUCGGCAAAUACGUUCGGGGAAUGCAGCAUAUCGAGUCUGCCAACGUAACGAAGCAAUCAGACGCCGAUAAGAUUCUUCAAGACUAUGAAGAAUCCAUGCCCAUUCGCCAGUUCCUGCUCACCAACUUGGUCCGCUCUCCAGAGGACCAGACGAUGAAAUUCCGCGUCCCACUAGCCACGUUGGGUGACGCCCUCAAGGGCAUGGGCGAUUUCCCGUUUCCUGAACCCGGCUCUGUUCAGUAUCCGGGACCUACGCUGUUUGUUCGUGGAACGAAGAGUCGCUAUAUAUCUGAUGACACCUUUCCGGCGAUUAAGGCGUUCUUUCCUGAUUCACAGGUUGCUGAUGUCGAGGCAGGGCAUUGGCUUAUUUCGGAGAAUCCGGAGGCGUUUAGACAGACGGUUGUGGGAUUUUUGCAAGAAACGGCAUAG